CACGCAUUUCCCCGGCUCGGGCCCAGCUCCCGCCUCCGCAGAUACCGUACUUACCCCGGAGCACAUGCAUUUUGUCUCUCCAACCGCCACCCGCGAUCAUCGCAUCUCUCUUUUCCACGUCGCUGCGACUUGGUGAUGCGGUGAAUGUCCAUCGGCGACAGUCAACAUGGCAAUUCGUGAAGAUCUAGUCGCAUCUGCGGCGCAAUUCCUGCUAGACCCCAGCGUCGCUUCCUCCUCCGUCGAGAACCGCAUCUCCUUCCUACGAACCAAGAACCUGACCCAGGAAGAGAUUGACGCCGCAAUGUCUCGAGCUGGUGGCAAUGCGCCGCCUCCUCCCAGCGCUCCCUAUGCCAGCGCGCCUCCCCAAGGGCCUCCUGUUCCCCAGCAGUACUACCAACCCUACCCUCCUCAGGCUGCAUGGCAGCCGCCACCAGCCCCUCCUAGAAGGGACUGGAGGGACUGGUUCAUCAUGGCUACUGUAGUCAGCGGUGUCUCCUAUGGUCUCUACUCCCUCGGCAAGCGAUACGUGUACCCACUCGUCGCGCCUCCGACACCCGAGAAGCUGGAGCAGGAUAAGAAAUCGAUCGAGGAACAGUUCGACCGGGCAUUUACCCUUGUGGAGCAGCUCGCCCAAGACACCGAGGAUCUCAAGAAGGCCGAGCAGGAAAGGACGGAAAAGCUUGACAGUGCGAUUUCGGAGCUGGAGACGGUCAUGACUGAUUUGAAGGCGGCCAACCGACGACGCGAGGACGACUCGCAACGCAUCCGAGACGAGGUGCAAUCCCUUAAGGACGCGAUCCCCAAGGCUCUGGACAACCAGAAGCAGCUUACGGAUGACCGGCUCAAGGAGAUCAACAGCGAAUUGACUAGCCUGAAGACUCUCGUCUCCCAGCGAAUGGCUCCCAGCAGCACACCGGCCCCGAUCAGUUCGCCGAGCUUCCUCCGGGGCACAAGCGGAAGCGUGACCCCGGCGCCGGCCACGUCAACCGUCGCGACCAGCGCUACCCCGGCCACCAACGGAGAGAAGUCCGCCGAGGCCGCCAGUUCCGCUCCUACCACUCCUGCCGUCACCACCCCUGUGCCCAAGACCACUGGCAGCCACUUCAACCGGGCUUCUACUGCGGGACUAGGAUCCUCCACCGGCAAGGCGUCAAUUCCGGCGUGGCAGAUGGCCAUGGCCAAGCAGAACGACACAUCGUCCACGCAGGUCAAGGCUGACGAACCCGCAGCGGGCGGUAGCAGCAGCAGCUCAUAAGAGUACAUUUGUUAAGAGAAGUUGCUUGUAUUAUUUACCUAUGUAUCUAGAUCCUCGGGGUUUUUGUAUCCGGAAUAAUGGGGGUGAAUUGUUAUGGUGUUCAUUUGUCGGACUUGGUGUUUAGCAUGCAACCAUUUAUUUUUGUUGUCGGCUAUAUCCGUGCCACUACCUCUCAUGCGAAACCAUGGACUUUGAUAUGAUGACCCAUCGUAGUCUCUCGGUUCGCAUUAAGGGCUGGAGAGUAAAUAUUACGUGUUCGGCUUAGGCAUCAUGAUCAGUACGAGACAAACGCCUCACCUCGAACAAGUCGCGGUGAUUGCACAGAGCCGAAACAUUGACAAUGCGAAUUUGUUUAAAUAGAGGACAUUGCGUUGGAUUAGUGCUUUUGUAUGCAUUUUCUAACAUGCCGAUCUCAG
This is a messenger RNA of Ilyonectria robusta, 1671 nucleotides long. Its product is annotated as peroxisomal membrane anchor protein conserved region-domain-containing protein. Gene Ontology annotation, molecular function: signaling receptor binding. Gene Ontology annotation, biological process: protein import into peroxisome matrix, docking. The record is from RefSeq and is a predicted model, not a curated record. NCBI's taxonomy places the organism in Eukaryota, Fungi, Ascomycota, Sordariomycetes, Hypocreales, Nectriaceae. The transcript has 4 exons. Bases 167 to 1255 code for a protein of 362 amino acids. Gene Ontology annotation, cellular component: peroxisomal membrane; peroxisomal importomer complex.